Fulmarus glacialis (Northern fulmar) is the source of this 1672-nucleotide messenger RNA. RefSeq names its product PH domain leucine-rich repeat-containing protein phosphatase 2-like. Gene Ontology annotation, biological process: protein dephosphorylation. Lineage: Eukaryota; Metazoa; Chordata; Aves; Procellariiformes; Procellariidae. The transcript has 4 exons. The record is from RefSeq and is a predicted model, not a curated record. Gene Ontology annotation, molecular function: protein serine/threonine phosphatase activity. The annotation marks the transcript as partial.
UCACAUUACCACACUGAAGAUUGAUGCUAAGCCCUCCCUCACAGCAGACUCAGCACUCACUUCGACCUUCUGGAGUCAUGGAGUAGCUGAGAUGGCAGGCCAAAGAAAUAAGCUGUGUGUGUCAUCCCUGGCACUGGGGAGCUUUGCAGAGGGGGUGGAGGCUGUGUAUGGCAUGUUUGAUGGUGACAAGAACGAGGAGCUGCCACGCUUGCUGCAGUGCACCAUGGCGGAUGUGCUCCUGGAGGAGGUACAGCAGUCAGACACCAUGUUCAUGUCCAACACCUUCUUGGUCUCCCACAGGAAGCUGGGCAUGGCUGGGCAGAAGCUGGGUUCCUCUGCUGUCCUUUGCUAUAUUCGUCAUGAUGUGGCUGAUCCAGCCAGCAGCUUUUCUCUGACGGUGGCCAAUGUGGGGACGUGCCAAGCCGUUCUGUGCCGAAGUGGAAAACCGCUGCCUCUGUGCAAAGUCUUCAGCCUUGAACAAUGUUCAGAAGAAGCCAAGAGAAUCAAGGAGCAGAAAGCCAUUAUAACAGAGGACAAUAAGGUCAAUGGCGUGACUUGCUGUACUCGGAUGCUGGGCUGCACAUACUUGCAUCCUUGGAUCCUGCCCAAACCACAUGUCAAUUCCAUUCCAUUGACUGUACAAGAUGAGCUGCUACUUCUAGGGAACAAAGCUCUCUGGGAACACCUUUCUUAUACAGAGGCUGUCUCAGCCGUGCGCCACCUACAUGACCCGCUAGCUGCUGCAAAGAAACUCUGCACUUUAGCCCAAAGCUAUGGUUGCCAAGACAAUGUAGGUGCAAUGGUGGUGUGUCUGAACAUCAGUGAGGACAGCUGCACAUGUGAGAUGCAUGGCCUCACUCUGCCAGGUCCUGGGGGAUUUAGUUCCACCACCACCAAGCCAGCAACACCUUCAUCUAGCAGUGGAAUUGCUUCAGAGUUCAGCAGUGAACUGUCUGCUUCUGAGGUUAGCAGUGAGGUGGGCUCUACUGCUUCAGAUGAACACAAUGCUGUUGGUCUUGAUGGCAGUUUGCUACCACGACAAGAGCGACGUUGCAGCCUACAUCCUGUGCCCUCCUCAAGCAUCUUUCAGCGCCAACCUUCCAGUGCCACCUUCUCUAGCAACCAGUCUGACAAUGGUCUGGAUAGCGAUGAUGAGCAGCCUGUGGAAGGUGUGAUGACAAAUGGCAGUAAAGUGGAGGUAGAGGUGGACAUCCACUGCUGCAAAGGAAAGGGCCUGGAGUUUGAACCACCUGCUGUAGAGUACAGCUCCUCUGCUCCAGGGCCAGAGGAUGACUCUGGCCUUGUCCUCAUCAUUCGGAGACAGAACAGUGUAAACAGCAACACUGUGCAGAGAGGGGUCAAGGAAAACUGUGAACUGCAAAAAUCUCUUUCCACAUGCUGUCUCUAUGGAAAGAAGCUUUCCAAUGGCUCCAUAGUGCCCUUGGAGGAGAGCCUCAACCUCAUCGAAGUAGCCACAGAGGCACCCAAGAAGAAGACUGGCUAUUUUGCUGCUCCAUCCCAAAUGGAGCCAGAGGAUCAAUUUGUCGUGCCACCUGAUCUGGAGGAGGAAGUGAAGGAACAAAUGAAGCAGCACCAGGAGAAUGGAGCAGAUCAGGAAAAGAAACAGGAACAUGCAGCAGCUCUGCCAGAGGAGUUUGACACAGCUUUGUAA